UUCCCGGCGGCACCACGGUGCUGGUGGAGCUCACCCCCGACAUCCACAUCUGCGGCAUCUGCAAGCAGCAGUUCAAUAACCUCGACGCCUUCGUUGGGCACAAGCAGAGAGGUUGCCAGCUCACUAGUGCAGCGGCCGGGGCCACCAGUACGGUCCAGUUUGUGUCAGAAGAAACGGUGCCGUCGACACAGGCACAAACCACGACCAGGACCAUCGCUUCGGAGACCCAGACCAUCACAGUUUCUGCACCGGAGUUUGUUUUUGAGCAUGGCUGUCAAACGUACCUACCCAGUGAGAGCAGUGAGCCUCCAACUGCUGCUAUCGUUUCUACAACACCAAAAGCACGUUCAAGAAAAUCCACUGCCUCACUUACACAGAAGAAGCUAAACUGCUGCUAUCCAGGUUGCCAAUUCAAGACUUCCUAUGGCGUGAAGGAUAUGGAGCGUCAUCUACGAACACACACAGGAGACAAGCCCCAUAAAUGUGAAGUUUGUAACAAAUGUUUUAGUCGUAAAGAUAAGCUGAAGAUGCAUAUGCGUUCUCAUACUGGGGUGAAGCCUUACAAAUGUAAGCACUGUGACUAUGCGGCUGCUGACAGCAGCAGUCUCAACAAGCACCAGCGCAUUCACUCCAACGAGCGUCCUUUUAAAUGCCAGAUCUGUCCUUACGCAAGCCGCAACUCCAGCCAGCUAACUGUACAUCUCAGAUCCCACACAGGAGAUGCACCUUUCCAAUGUCAGAUGUGUCCUGCUAAAUUUAAAAUCAACUCGGACUUGAAGAGGCACAUGCGUGUGCAUUCUGGUGAGAAACCUUACAAAUGUGAGUUCUGUGAGGUUCGGUGUGCCAUGAAAGGAAACUUGAAAUCACACAUUCGUAUCAAGCACAGCAUGGAAAAUACUCUCAAGUGUCCAGAGUGCGAAUUUCAGUGUGGAAAUAAAACAAGCCUUCGGCACCACAUAAGAACUCAUCAGCCCGAACAACCAGUGAAGUGCUCAGAGUGCAGCUACUCUUGCUCCAACAAGGCAGCUCUGAAAGUGCACGAGCGAAUUCACUGCAAAGAUCGUCCUUUCAAAUGUGAAUUCUGCAGCUUUGAUACCAAGCAGCGGAGCAACCUGACAACUCAUGUGAGGAAAGCUCAUGGUGACAAAGUCAAGACCAAGAAGCAAACAGCGGAGGAGAAAGAAGGAGAUAGGCCAAAGCAAGGUGGCUCCAGGCAAGUUGCCAAAUUGUACGCCAAGAAAGCAUUUAAGUGUGACCUGUGUGACGCUUCCUUUGUCCGAGAAGAUUCUCUUAGAAGUCAUAAGAAGCAGCACAGUAUGUAUAAGGGAUCUAAAAAUAAUGAACUGGCUGUUCUACAGCUCCAGAUGGAUCCUGGUCGGCAGACCGGUGCCCCAAUUAGUGUCAGACACCUCCAGGUCCCACUUCAGGCUGCUCAGGUUUCCCCAUACAAUGAGGGAAGGGUCAAGAUCAUCGUGGGUCACCAGGUCCCUCAGACUAACAGUAUUGUUCAGGCUGCAUCAGUGAACGUCGUGCCUCCUACGUUAGUUAGCCAGAAUCAGGAGGACCUCUCAGCUAACAGCCGCUUGCAGCUGCUGGGCCAAGUCAGUUUGUUGGCACCACCUCCGCCUCCCAUAUCUCAAAGUGAAGCCAGGCCUGUGGCACAACCAGCAGUUCUUCUCACAACCCGUGACCAAAGCGAUGGAAGCGCUCUGCGUCAGACUAUCAGCAGUCAUGAGGCUCCAGCAAACCAAGCUUUCAUCACCAACUCUGGAAUCAGCUGCUCUGACUUGGAAGGCCUUAAUGCAUUGAUACAAGAAGGAGCAACAGGAGUGACUGUGGUUAGUGAUGGAGGUCAGAGUAUAACAGUGUCCACGUCGGCUCCCCCUCCUAUCUUUUCUUCGUCCCCUCACACAGAAGCCCCUAAGCAGACCUAUUCUAUCAUUCAAAGUGGAGCCCAUACAGCUUUGCUGUGUCCAGCAGGCUCCGUACCGGAUUAG
Messenger RNA from Pterocles gutturalis (yellow-throated sandgrouse), 1997 nucleotides. Its product is annotated as zinc finger protein 64 homolog, isoforms 1 and 2-like. Gene Ontology annotation, cellular component: nucleus. The record is from RefSeq and is a predicted model, not a curated record. Gene Ontology annotation, biological process: regulation of gene expression. Lineage: Eukaryota; Metazoa; Chordata; Aves; Pterocliformes; Pteroclidae.